AUGCGUGCUCGCACUCUUCUUUUGCUUGUUGUCCUCGCCAUCGCCCUGUGGGUCAUCACCCGCAAGGUCUUCAAACCCACCAAUGCCCGCAUGCUCACCUCGCACUUUGCCCACAAGCGCAUCGCGCUCAUCAUCGCCCACCCCGACGACGAGGCCAUGUUCUUCGGCCCGACCCUGAACGCCCUCCGCCAGCUCGCGCUCGACACCAACGGCGGCGCGUCCGGCCUGCCCGACAUCAACCUCCGCCUCAUCUGCCUCUCGACCGGCAACGCCGACAACCUGGGCGACACCCGCACCGGCGAGCUGCGCGCCUCCGCCGCAAAGUUCGGCGUCCCGCCCUCGAACGUCGUCAUCUUUGACGACCCGCGCGUGCAGGACCAGAUGGGCGUCACCUGGCCUGCCGAGGCCAUCGCCGAGCUCGCAGCGCCCUACCUCGCCGACGUCGACGUCGUCCUCACGUUCGACCCGACCGGGGUCUCGGGACACGGCAACCACGUCUCGCUCAACAAGUACGUGCAGGAGUACCUCGUCGACGGCGAGGCCGACGCCCGCCGCGAGGUGUGGACGCUGCGCACCGUCAACGUGCUGCGCAAGUACAUUGCCUUCUUCGACAUCCUCGUCACGUACACCUACAACCAGUUCUUCACCGACAACGCGCGCUCGCUCGUGCUCGUCAGCGACGUGCACCAGUACGCUGUCACCCGACAGGCCAUGACCGACGCGCACAAGAGCCAGAUGCGGUGGUUUAGAUGGGGUUGGAUCUCGCUGAGCCGGUAUAUGGUCGUCAACGACCUCCAGCUGUCGGUCAAGCAGGAGGAGUAA
Myxozyma melibiosi is the source of this 822-nucleotide messenger RNA. RefSeq names its product putative deacetylase LmbE-like domain-containing protein. Gene Ontology annotation, molecular function: N-acetylglucosaminylphosphatidylinositol deacetylase activity. The record is from RefSeq and is a predicted model, not a curated record. Gene Ontology annotation, cellular component: endoplasmic reticulum. Gene Ontology annotation, biological process: GPI anchor biosynthetic process. The coding region runs from base 1 to 822 and encodes 273 amino acids. The transcript is spliced from 2 exons. Lineage: Eukaryota; Fungi; Ascomycota; Lipomycetes; Lipomycetales; Lipomycetaceae.